This is a messenger RNA of Plectropomus leopardus (leopard coralgrouper), 1455 nucleotides long. RefSeq names its product lin-37 DREAM MuvB core complex component (gene lin37). Gene Ontology annotation, cellular component: transcription repressor complex; Myb complex. Lineage: Eukaryota; Metazoa; Chordata; Actinopteri; Perciformes; Serranidae. Gene Ontology annotation, biological process: negative regulation of transcription by RNA polymerase II. The record is from RefSeq and is a predicted model, not a curated record.
AUCAAAACAAGCUAAGUUAGCAACGGUAAUUUUAGCUAGUAAGCUUUAUGUUACAAUACAGUAAUAAAGAAUAUAGUUGUAGUAUUUUUCAGCUAAUGUAUGGAAACCGCUAGGGGUACCUGUUCGCUAGCUUAACGUCAGUCAUCAUCGGUAAAUUUAGGUAACGGUAGGGAUUUAUCGUUUUCCAGUGGUUACGGCUAACGCGGAGGGUGGCUAGCAGAUUUUAAACCUAACCACAGCUAGCUAAGUUAGCUAACGUUAGCAAGCAGACGUCUUGAAUCAGUUCUUUGUUAGUAUUGUCAAGAAACGUAACGAAAGCAUUAAUUACAAGUAGGUAUAUCAACCUGAAGACGAUAUUGUGUUGAGGUGUGGUUGUAAAAGUAGGCGUUUUCACCAAUUCCAUAACUCAACAUUGUUAACGUUAUAAUGCACCACGUCAAAAUCAAGACUGAAAGGCCAGAUAUAGAGGUGGCAGGUGCACGCAGCAGGCUGGAUGCUGUGUUAAAGGGGCUGGUAGAGAGAAGUGAAACUGAAAGGGAGCAAAAUGAGGUUGACUCUGGAAAAAUAUCAGCGGACUCCUUAAGCAAGGAUUUGUCUCCAUCGUCUGCUGGAAAAAGGCAAUCAGCUCGAUUUCCACAGCACCGGAGAAAGAAGCGAAAAGAGAUGGAUGAGGGCAUACCAGAAAGCAAUCAGCACAAACAAAAUGCUUACAUUAUUAAGUUGUUUGAUCGGAGUGUGGAUCUCGCUCAGUUCAACACCAGCACUCCACUGUAUCCCAUCUGCCGUGCCUGGAUGAGAAACAAUCCUUCAGUUCGGGUGCAGCCUGCUUCCCCAAGCCCCCCACACAGCAUGGUGGAGGAAGAGUUUACAGACAUUAUGAAUGGUAAAGCUCAGAAUGUGUACAGACUCCCUCCUCCAACCUCCUGUCCAAUCAGCACCUCUGGUGAACCCAUCAAUCUCAGGAUCCCACAGACUGAAAAACCCACUGUUGCCAAGUUAACAGAUUCAGUUCCUGUACCAGGAUCUCUCAUAUGUGACCACAUGGAACGCUGGAAAAAGAUAAGGCAAAAAUGGAAGGAGUGCUCUAACAAAAACCAGCUGAGAUACAGUGAGAGUAUCAAGGUCCUUAAGGAGAUGAAAGACCUCUACGAUCGCUAACUGGCUAACAGUGUAGCUCUCCAUCACAAAGUGGAGUCUAUGCAGUUGGAAAGAAGCCACGGCGUGCUUGAACACACCUGCCAUCCACACAGUCUGAUUUAAAGGAAAGCAUGAACUGAACCUUCAGCCUUAAAAAGACUAUAUGUCCUAUGCAUUGUAGAAACAAAAUACUUUGAAGGAAGUUUGGUGCAGUCUUUUGAGCAGGAAUGCGUUGUAGUUCAAUGUGUUUUUUUUUAUUCAUAAAAAUGUUGUGAAGAUGUCUGAAUAAAUUAAAUGGCUCUUCAAUUUUCAAUCAGA